Molecule: messenger RNA, 2420 nt
Organism: Mangifera indica (mango)
Lineage: Eukaryota; Viridiplantae; Streptophyta; Magnoliopsida; Sapindales; Anacardiaceae
Product: pentatricopeptide repeat-containing protein At4g16390, chloroplastic-like
Exons: 1
Coding region: 160-2208 (682 amino acids)
Cellular component (GO): chloroplast
Molecular function (GO): protein binding
Source: RefSeq, a predicted model, not a curated record
UAGGUGUUUUGGGUUGGCCCAGGGGCUACCCCAACACAUGCAAGGAUACAUAGACCUCUACUCUACUCUACUCUUCUCUUCUCUAUUGCAUGGAUUAGGCUUGCCCUUCAGUCUCUGUAACUCAAAACUCAAAUCUAAACCAAAAUCAAACCCUAAUCAAUGGCUUACAAUCUCUUCCAUUCAAUGUCGUCUGUCUUCCUAGACCGCCAACCUCUUUUAAACUUCUCCUUAACAUCGAAUCUGAAACCCAAACCCUUUACUUUCACAUUUCACUCUAAACCCUCACUCCAAAAGCUCCACGUUUCUUUGCAAGAAACACCCAACCCUAACCUUACUAAGGAUGGUUCCUCUUCGAAUUCUUAUAUCUGGGUCAACCCCAGAAGCCUCAGAGCUUCAAAGUUGAAGAAAAAAUCUUACCACUCAAGGUAUACUUCUCUUGUUAAAGUGGCUGAAGCGUUGAAUGUUUGUAGUGCUAAUGAAGAUAGUGUUUUCAGUAUUUUGAGUUGUUUAAGUGAUGGGAUUUUGGAGCAAGAUUGUGUGAUUAUUAUUAAUAACAUGUCAAAUGUCGAUACUGCAUUGCUUGCUUUAAAGUAUUUUCAGAACAAGUUGAGGAGAAUUAGUAGAGAGGUCAUUUUGUAUAAUGUGACUUUGAAAGUGUUGAAAAAGGGAAGGGAUUUGGAUAAAGCGGAGAAGUUGUUUGAGGAAAUGCUUGAGAGAGGGAUUAAGCCUGAUAAUGUUACAAUUUCCACCUUAAUUGGUUGUGCUAGGAUGUGUUCUUUGCCUGGUAAGGCGGUUGAGUUGUUUGAGAGGAUGCCUAGCUAUGGGUGUGAGCCUGAUGAUGUUACUUUUUCAGCUAUGAUUGAUGCAUAUGGACGGGCUGGCAAUGUGGAUAUUGCUUUGAGUUUGUAUGAUAGAGCUAGGAAUGAGAAAUGGCGUAUUGAUUCUAUGACAUUUUCAACUUUAAUUAACAUAUAUGGGACGACUGGAAAUUUUGAUGGGUGUUUGAAUGUUUAUGAAGAAAUGAAGACUUUAGGCAUUAAGCCAAAUAUUGUUGUGUAUAACAAUCUGUUGGAUGCUAUGGGAAGAGCCAAGAGGCCUUGGCAGGCAAAGAAUAUUUAUAAAAACAUGACUACUAAUGGGUAUUUGCCAAAUUGGAACACAUAUGCAUCUCUCUUGAGGGCUUUUGGGAGAGCCCGAUAUGGUGAGGAUGCGCUUGCUGUCUAUAGGGAGAUGAAGGACAAAGGACUGGAAUUGAAUGUGACUCUUUAUAAUACAAUUUUGGCCAUGUGCGCCGAUAUUGGUUAUACUGAUGAAGCUUUCAAGAUAUUUGAAGACAUGAAAAGUUCUGGAACUUGCAAGCCUAACAGUUGGACAUUUUCAUCUUUGAUUACAAUAUGUUCAUGCAGUGGUAAAGUUUCCGAGGCAGAGGCCAUGUUGAACGAGAUGUUAGAAGCUGGCUUUGAGCCUAAUAUUUUCAUUCUUACAUCACUUAUCCAAUGCUAUGGAAAAGCCCAGCAUAUUGAUGAUGUUGUGAGGACAUUCAAUCAAAUGACAGACUUAAGCAUAAAACCUGAUGAUCGGUUCUGUGGCUGUCUUCUGAAUGUGAUGACUCAAACACCUAAGGAGGAUCUUGCCAAGCUUACUGAAUGCAUUGAGAAGGCCAAUCCAAAGCUCGGUAAUGUGGUAAAGCUUCUCUUGGAGGAGCAAGGCAGUGAAGGAGAUUUUAAGAUGGAAGCAUCUGAACUCUUGAAUUCAAUUAGCCAUGAUGUGAGGAAAGCAUACUUGAAUUGCUUGAUUGAUCUCUGUGUCAAUCUCAACCUGUUGGAAAAAGCUUGUGAGCUGCUAGGUGUGGGGCUUAUCCUGGAGAUCUACACAGAUAUGCAGUCCAGGUCUCCAACUCAGUGGUCCUUACAUCUGAAGAGUCUCUCACUUGGGGCUGCUCUGACUGCAUUAUAUGUUUGGAUAAAUGACCUGUCAAGGGCACUGGAAUCCGGAGAAGAGUUUCCACCAUUACUUGGGAUUAAUACAGGGCAUGGGAAACACAAAUAUUCAGACAAAGGCUUAGCGACUGUAUUUGAAUCACAUUUGAAGGAAUUGAACGCACCUUUUCAUGAGGCCCCAGAUAAAGUUGGCUGGUUUUUAACUACAGAGGAUGCAGCCAAGUCAUGGUUGAAGUCUAGACAUUCACCUGAAUUAGUUAUUGCCUAAGUUCUCUGCUGGUGAGGGUUUUGGCAAGACAUAAAUUCAUCUUCUUCACUUCAGCAUCUAAUGUUUAGCAAAGACAUGUUCACCUUCUCGAAGUUCCUCUAUCUUAUUUCUCCAUAUUGUCUCUCUUGUUAGAUGAAGAAGUUUUGUACUAUUAGAACAAACUUUUGUUUAUAAAGUAUUAUAGAGUUAAUGAAAUCAGAAGAAUUGUUGAA